AUGGUGCAAAAUGCGACAUUGUCCUCAUCUUCAACGAGCCCCAAGUCAAUAGUUAGCCACUCCGCCGCGGCGCGCGACAAAAAGGACCACCAGGGCUAUUGGCCAAACAUUGCCAACAAAUCUCAAAUACCGGCAUGGCUGCGUGACAAUGACUAUAUUGUAGAGGGUCAUCCGAUGCCGACAUAUUCCUAUCGACGGUCGUUUCGCCUAUGGCGUUGUUGGCACAUGGAGACCAUGAAUAUCUGGACGCACAUGCUGGGAUCGACAGCCUUUGUGGCUACCAGCUUCGCUCUUUAUCGAUAUGCAUUAGUAUCUGGGAGUCUCCAGCUCACGCGCGGCGAUAUUUUCGCAUUUGGUACAUUUACCACUUCAGCAGCCAUAUGCUUUGGCCUCAGCACCGCAUUCUAUACUCUGAGAAGCCAUUCCUAUAACGUACACCAUUUUUGGGGCCGGAUGGACAUUCUCGGAAUAUGCGUACUUGCUUUCGGAGGCGGAACUUCUAUGACCUACUAUGCAUUCUAUUGCCAGCCCACUAUCCAGUGGCUUUACUGGUGCCUGAAUUGCUUCUCGGCUCUCGCUGGUGCCGUCGCGCUAUUUGACACUGGCGGCGGCGGCAACAAAAUGAGGACGCUUCGUGGCGGUGUCUUCACUCUGCUCGGUAUCUCCGCUAUGAUGCCCAUAUUCCAUAGUGUUAACCAACUGGGCUGGAGUCGCGCAUGCACUGAGAUUGGGGCCAGAUGGUAUUUUGGUGAAGGGCUUUCUUUACUGGUUGGUGUGGGAAUUUUCGUCAGUCGGGUUCCAGAAAGGUUAAGUCCGGGCUCUUUUGAUAUUUUUGGUCAUUCGCAUCAACUUUUCCACACCUUUGCUGUGAUCGGCGGAGCCUGUCAUCUCGUCGCCCUGAUAGCGGGAUACAGUUACCGACAGGCGCACCCAAUAUGUUGA
This is a messenger RNA of Penicillium riverlandense, 942 nucleotides long. RefSeq names its product hemolysin III family protein. Gene Ontology annotation, cellular component: membrane. Lineage: Eukaryota; Fungi; Ascomycota; Eurotiomycetes; Eurotiales; Aspergillaceae. The record is from RefSeq and is a predicted model, not a curated record. The coding region runs from base 1 to 942 and encodes 313 amino acids. The transcript has a single exon. Gene Ontology annotation, molecular function: signaling receptor activity.